AUGGCAGGCCGGCGUUAUGCCGAUGACGUCUCCACCUAUGACGACCGACGAUCGACCGUCUCGAGAGGCGGUCGAAGGGUGUAUGAAGAUCGCUAUGUAGAUGAGGAGAUAGACUACCGCCGGGCCUCUCCUGCACAAGGGCCCCCAGCUGUGCGAGAACGAGAAGUUGUCAUUCGGGAUGACGUCCGAGAGCGAUCUUCUAAUACCCCAGCUUUCCUACGAGAAGACUAUGGUCGAACCGCUGCUGGCCCCGUUGUCCUCAGGGCCAGAGAGAGAGAGGAUUUUGAGUUUGUCCCGCGCCCUCGUCGUCGAUCUCCUUCUCUAGAACCAGAGAGAAAGAUUGAAAAGGAAGAGAUUAUCAUCACAAGAGAUCAAUCCGAGUCCCGCCCUCCUCCUCGGCAAAGGGAAGCCGAACGUGAGGAAAUUAUAAUCCGCAGAGACGAAAGGGAGCCUGAUCGGCGGCCUCCACCACCGAGGGAACGAGAACGUGAACGUGAAGAAAUCAUCAUUCGACGGGAGGAAAAGGAUCACGAUCAUAGGCCGCCCCCUCCCCGCGAGAUCAACUCGUCCAAAGAUGAGAUUAUAAUCCGACGGGAGGAAAAGGAGAGCGACCGUCGUUCCCGUUAUGAUGACUACAGCGACACAAUCUCUCGCAGAGGUGGACCCCGGAGUGAAGUCGACCGCGACGAAAUCAUCAUACGGCGAGAAGAGGAGAAAUUGGAUCCCCGUCGGUACGACGAUUAUGCCUUGGCACGGCCAAAGUCCCAUGAGCGGGCGAGAUCUCGUGCUCGACGUUCUAGCAGUGGCUCCAACGAAGAAAUCAUCAUUAGACGUGAUGAGCUAAGGGGCCGCAGUGGUGAUAUCGACCGUCAAGAGAUCAUCAUCCGCAAGAGCUCCCGUUCACCAUCACCCUCUUCCAUCUCCUCUGCCCCUGCUCCCCGUCCCGCUCAACCUCCUGCACCACAAAUCAUCAAUGCUCCUACCAUCCACCAAGAAGUCAUCACGCAUCAUCGCCACAUUGACCACGGCUUCGAGGUGCAAUACCCCACCCGGCCAAGAGUUGUUUCUCGUCCUCCAUCCCCUCCCAGUCCUCCCUUACCUCCGCCAGCCCCCGCUCCAGCUUCCGUACGAGCUCGCUCCGAAGAACGGAUUCAGAUCAGUCGGACCCAGACCCGUAAUGGCCGCACUGAGAAUGAAGAAAUCAUCAUCGACAGGAAUGAGGCACACACACCACCACGAAGCGUGGCGCCAUAUUCCACUCCGCCCCCUCCACGGGAAGCUUAUUAUGAUCCUCCUGCCCGACGUGAUUAUCGUGGGUACGAGCGUGAUGUACAAGAAGAAGCCGAGUAUUACAAUCAACGGGCUCUUGAUAGGGCCUAUGUCGGCGAAGCUUACCAUGGAGCUACUCGCGACUGGGCACUGGUCGAUGUCCCACCUGGCACCAAUCGGGUCAGGAUGGAUGGUGCGGGCGGUGGCGCCCAGGAAAUUACAUGGCAAAGAUACAAUGGUGUCCGCCGCAGCAAGUUCUUUCCAGAUGGUGCUGAGGAAGGCUACACUGGUGAAGUCGGGAGACACACUCCCGCACCGCUACCUGCACUACUACCUGACCCGAGACAUUCCCCCGCUCCUGCAACCAACGGAGAUAUUGGGAAGAGAUAUGGUAAGGAGCGCAACCCGACAGACGGUUUGUGGACCGAGGUUACCAAAGACUUGGUUGUGAAGGAAGCCAUUCAGGAGAUGGGUUACGAGUAUGAGGAAACUGAUGAUUUCUAUUAUAUCAUUGCUUAUCUACGAUAUGAAGAUAUCUCGCGACUCGUUGGCCUCUCAGAAGACAUACGCAAGGAACGCAAAAAAAGAAUCAAGGAGAUGGAAUGGGAGAACCGAGUUCUUCCUCCACCAGUUGAGCAACGACCACUUGCCAUUGAGCCGCCACCACCUCGUCCCCGACAACAAGACUGGGCUAGAGAAGAAGAGAGAUAUAUCGAACGUGAAGUUGUCUACCGAGGAGGUCGCCCGCCUCCACCGGUCGGUUGGAGACGCUGA
Molecule: messenger RNA, 2043 nt
Organism: Exophiala aquamarina CBS 119918
Lineage: Eukaryota; Fungi; Ascomycota; Eurotiomycetes; Chaetothyriales; Herpotrichiellaceae
Exons: 2
Coding region: 1-2043 (680 amino acids)
Source: RefSeq, a predicted model, not a curated record